Thlaspi arvense is the source of this 2130-nucleotide messenger RNA. NCBI's taxonomy places the organism in Eukaryota, Viridiplantae, Streptophyta, Magnoliopsida, Brassicales, Brassicaceae. The record is from the annotation of a GenBank genome assembly.
UAAAAACUCACUCUCUCUCUCUCUCUCUCUCUAAAUUUCUGGUUUUUUAGCUUUCUCUUUCACAAAUUUUAACUUUUUCUGUGUUGAUUAUCUCCUUAAAUUCAUAACAACACAUACAUAAUUCAGUGCGUGCGAGAGACAAAGAAGAGAGAAAGAAAAUUUUCAAUAGACCCAAGGAAGAAAGAAAAAAAAAGCAUUCAUUUUUCUUCUUCUUUGUUGCUUUUGCUUUCUCUUUCUCUUUCUCUCUUUUUCGUUUUCGUGGGCACAAAACAUCAACAAAGUAAUGAUUUUUUGUGCUUGUUCUGUUUUGUUUUUGUCUUUCCUUCUCCUUCUGGUAAACUAAGCUAAAGCUUUCAUGGUGGUUAUGAAGAUAACGAUGAAAAAUCCUUCUUUUCUCUUCUCUUUCGUCUCCUUCUUGUUACUCUGUUUCUCUACUUGUUCUCUCUCUUCUGAGCCCAGAAACCCCGAAGUGGAAGCUUUGAUAAACAUAAAGAACGAUUUACAUGAUCCUCAUGGUGUUUUGAACAACUGGGAUGAGUUUUCUGUUGAUCCUUGUAGCUGGACGAUGAUCACUUGUUCUGCGGACAACCUCGUAAUUGGCCUAGGAGCUCCAAGUCAGUCUCUUUCUGGAACUUUGUCUGGGUCAAUCGGAAAUCUCACUAAUCUCCGACAAGUGUUACUACAGAACAAUAACAUCUCCGGCAAAAUCCCACCGGAACUUUGUUCUCUUCCCAAAUUACAGACUUUGGAUUUGUCCAAUAACCGGUUUUCCGGUGAAAUCCCCGGUUCGGUUAACCAGCUGAGUAGCCUACAAUAUCUGAGGUUGAACAACAACUCAUUAUCUGGGCCCUUUCCUGCUUCUCUGUCUGAAAUCCCUCACCUCUCUUUCUUAGACCUGUCUUAUAACAAUCUCAGAGGCCCUGUUCCUAAGUUUCCUGCAAGGACAUUCAAUGUUGCUGGGAACCCUUUGAUUUGUAAAACCGGUCCACCUGAGAUUUGUUCAGGAUCAAUCAAUCCAAGCCCUCUUUCUGUCUCAUUAAGCUCCUCUUCCGGACGCAGAACCAACAUACUGGCUGUUGCGCUUGGUGUAAGUCUUGGAUUUGCUGUUAGUGUAAUCCUCUCUCUCGGCUUCAUUUGGUACCGAAAGAAGCAAAGAAGGCUAAUGAUCCUUCGCACAAGUGACAAGCAAGAGGAAGGGUUACUAGGAUUGGGGAAUCUAAGAAGCUUCACAUUCAGAGAACUCCACGUAGCUACGGAUGGUUUUAGUUCCAAGAACAUUCUUGGAGCUGGUGGGUUCGGUAAUGUCUACAGAGGAAAGCUUGGUGACGGGACAAUGGUUGCAGUGAAACGACUGAAAGAUGUGAAUGGAGCCUCAGGGAACUCGCAGUUUCGUACAGAGCUUCAGAUGAUUAGCUUAGCUGUUCACAGGAAUCUGCUUCGGCUAAUCGGUUAUUGCGCGAGCUCUAACGAAAGGCUUCUUGUUUACCCUUACAUGUCCAAUGGCAGCGUGAGGAAGCUGCACAAAGAGAUGAAAGUAGAGGAGCUUGUGGAUAGAGAACUUGCAACAAACUAUGAUAGAAUAGAAGUUGGAGAGAUGCUACAAGUGGCUUUGCUCUGCACUCAGUUUCUUCCAGCGCAUAGACCUAAAAUGUCUGAAGUGGUACAGAUGCUUGAAGGAGAUGGAUUAGCUGAGAGAUGGGCUGCUUCACAUGACCAUUCACAUUUCUACCAUGCCAACAUCUCUUACAGAAGUAUUUCCUCUACUGAUGCUAAUGGCAACAACCAAACCAAACAUCUGUUUGGAUCUUCAGGAUUCGAUGAUGAAGAUGAUCAGGCUUUGGACUCAUUUGCCAUGGAACUAUCUGGUCCAAGGUAAUUAUAAAUCUUCAACAAAGAGGGAGAAGAAAGAUUUGAUGAUAAAAGAUGAAGUUUUUGGAGAUAAUAUAGACUUGUAAAUGGUGAUGAUCAAACUCUAUGAAAAUUUCAGAUUCAGGGUCUAAUGUUUACUUUUAUUUUGGAUGUGUAUAUAUUACUUUUUUGUUGAAAGGUAUUUUCUCAAAUUAUGUUUUGGUCCCUGUCUCUCUCAAACUCAUUAAAAAUUUAUUACAGAGAAUUUUUGUUCUCAUAAAA